Molecule: messenger RNA, 1796 nt
Organism: Hibiscus syriacus
Lineage: Eukaryota; Viridiplantae; Streptophyta; Magnoliopsida; Malvales; Malvaceae
Product: receptor homology region, transmembrane domain- and RING domain-containing protein 2-like
Exons: 5
Coding region: 199-1533 (444 amino acids)
Source: RefSeq, a predicted model, not a curated record
CCAAUGUGAAUUAUGGUAAUCGUAAAUUUACAAAUCAUCGAACUCUGGAAGCAGAAUUAGGGUUUUCUUCUGUUUAUCCAUCUAUUUUGUAUUUCGCUAAUGGAAGCUGAUGUGUCCAUUUCCUUCUCAAACCCCAACUGAAUCAUUUCUCUUUCUUUCUACUGAGAUUUAGGAUUUUUUUUUUAAAUUCUGUUUUCGAUGAAGAUGAAUGGUGGUGUGGUAUUAUUGUUAUGGUUCCUCUGUUUUUUGGGUGUUUGUUGGAUGGCUUCAGCUAGUGUGCUGCUGGUUGGGAACAACGUUACUAUCUCUUUCGACGCUGUUCAAGCUAAUUUUGCUCCGCCAGUUAAAGGGUCAGGGAAAUGUGGGGUAUUAUAUUUGGCAAAUCCUCUCGAUGCCUGUUCGGAAUUGAGUAAUAAUGUGGAAAAGAUUUCCAAUAUUACUUCUCCCUUUGCGCUGGUUAUUAGAGGAGGUUGUGGUUUUGAUGAGAAAGUAAGGAGAGUGCAAAAGGCAGGGUUCAAAGCCUCUAUUGUCUAUGACAAUGAUGAUGGUUUCUUGGUUGCAAUGGCAGGGAAUGCUGCUGGCAUAAAGAUACAUGCUGUCUUUGUUUCCAAAGCUUCUGGUGAAAUGCUCAAAAAGUAUGCUGGGUUCACUGAUAUCGAGCUAUGGCUAAGCCCUACUUUUGACAAUUCUGCAUGGUCGAUCAUGGCCAUCUCCUUUAUAUCUUUACUUGCCAUGUCGGCAGUCCUCGCGACUUGUUUCUUUGUACGCAGGCAUCACAUUAGACUAGAACGUCCUCGAUCUUCUCAAGUUAGUGAAUUCCAUGGAAUGAGCAAGCGUUUAGUAAAAGCAAUGCCUAGCUUGGUAUUCACUGCUGUCUUGGAUGAUAAUUCUACUUCAAGAACGUGUGCAGUAUGUCUUGAAGAUUAUACCAUUGGAGAGAAGCUCAGGAUUCUUCCAUGUUGUCACAAGUUCCAUGCUUUCUGCAUUGAUUCUUGGCUUACAACAUGGAGAACAUUUUGCCCCGUUUGCAAGCAUGAUGCAAGAACCACUGCAGGUGGUUUACCAGCAUCAGAAAGUACACCAUUGCUUUCAACCACCCCAAGCUCAGUUUCCUCUGUGUUAUCAUCCGUUAGAUCAUUAGCAUCAUCGUCAUCAAUACAAAUUGCCCCAGAAUCAUGGACAUCUCCACUGGCUUCUCAGACACAGUCUCUUGCCAGCCUUCCAUAUAUUCAGCAAUCAUUUAGGUCCUACCAUCAAUCUCUUUCCAUGAGCUAUAGCAGAAGCUCAGUAGAACUUAGAAACACAACUUCUCAAAGAUCUCAUACUUCUCAUUUGGUUUCACCUGCCUCGUUGAAUUAUCCAUCCGUAUCACCGCUUAAUGCAAGAUACAUGUCCCGAUAUUUUCCGAUCCCAAACAACAUGUCACCAAGUUUAGUCAGUUCUUCAGGUUGCCAACUGAAUCCACUGCAUUAUAGUGGGUCAGCUGCUAGUUUUUCACCUUUUGCAUCUGCUCAUUCUCUUCCAGAAUGUUAAUGAGGUUAGUAAUUACGGGUGAAUUUGAAAGAAUGCAAUGCCCUACAUAUGGUAAAUCAUUACAGUUCUUGAUACGAUUGGUUGUGUUCUUAUCUAAUGUCGAGAUUUUAACUUGCCGAAAUUGUACAUUGUAGCAUAAGGUUUAUGUAAUUUAUUUUGAUUUCCCCAAAUGACUAGUGUAUGUGUGUAAUGUGAGAAGAGGAUUGUAAACAUUGGGUUUUCAGUCUUGUGAAUAUAGUUAUCUUGCAAUGCUUAUGCUUUGU